Molecule: messenger RNA, 1311 nt
Organism: Gossypium raimondii (Peruvian cotton)
Lineage: Eukaryota; Viridiplantae; Streptophyta; Magnoliopsida; Malvales; Malvaceae
Product: expansin-A6
Exons: 3
Coding region: 76-870 (264 amino acids)
Biological process (GO): plant-type cell wall organization
Cellular component (GO): extracellular region
Source: RefSeq, a predicted model, not a curated record
GCUUUCCAUUCGCCCCAAAGUUAACGAAUCACCCUUUCUUUAUUUUAUCUCUUAAUUUCCUCUUUAAAUAAAACAAUGGCUGUUGACGCUUCUUCUUCUUCCUUGACACUGCUAUGCUUUGCUUCAUUGAUGUGCCUUUUCGGCAUGGUGAAUGCAAGAAUCCCUGGAGUUUACACUGGUGGCUCUUGGGAAUCUGCCCAUGCUACUUUUUAUGGUGGCAGUGAUGCUUCUGGAACUAUGGGCGGUGCAUGUGGGUAUGGGAAUCUGUACAGCCAAGGAUAUGGCGUGAACACUGCAGCAUUAAGCACAGCCCUUUUCAACAAUGGGCUAAGCUGCGGAGCUUGCUUUGAGAUCAAGUGCACGGAUGACCCAAGAUGGUGCCACCCAGGCAACCCUUCCAUUUUUAUUACUGCUACUAACUUUUGCCCUCCUAACUAUGCUCUCCCAAGUGAUAAUGGCGGCUGGUGUAACCCUCCUCGCCCUCACUUUGACCUUGCCAUGCCUAUGUUCCUUAAGAUGGCCGAGUACCGUGCUGGCAUUGUCCCCGUUUCCUUCCGCAGAGUGCCAUGCCGAAAGCAAGGUGGAAUUAGAUUCACUAUCAACGGAUUCCGUUAUUUCAACUUGGUUUUGGUCACCAACGUGGCGGGUGCGGGGGAUAUUGUGAAGGUGAGCGUGAAAGGAACCAACACCGGUUGGUUGAGCAUGAGCCGUAACUGGGGUCAGAACUGGCAGUCCAACGCCGUUUUGGUAGGCCAACAACUCUCGUUUAGAGUGACGGGCAGUGAUAGAAGAACCUCCACCUCCUGGAACAUGGCUCCAGCUAAUUGGCAGUUCGGACAAACCUUCACCGGAAAGAAUUUCCGUGUUUGAUUUUAAACACACUUCUUUUCCCUUUUAAUUUUUAUUGCCACUUCUUCAAUUUAACUUUCUGUUUCCUGCCCUUCAAAUUUCCUUUAUUUUCUCGGGAAAAUUUGAAGUGGCGGGUGGGUAAAAAUGGGCUUUUGGGUAGGAUUUUACGGAAAAGAAAAAUAGAUAGCAAAGUCACCAAGUGACCAUUGUGUGUGUUGUUGGAUUUGAGUCAUGAGUGUUGCACUUUGUAUUUCUUUUGUUUGUGAAUUGCAAGUAAGCUGGUGGGUAACAGUAAAAAAAUUCCAGCUGAUGGCAAAAAAAGUUGUAAGGUGGGGGGGCUGAAGCGGCUGCAAAGCAAAAGAAAACAUGCAGCCCGGAGCACUCGAGUCAUAUAGUAAUUUCAUUUUUACUGCUAUGAGAAUAAGAGAGAUUUAGAUAAACCAAAACAAUAUUUUCUUGAUC